UGCCAGUUAGAUCCAACUCGCAGUCAUGUCCAAUCCAACGCGUUGCUCUUUCCCGUCAAACAUCGUCCUUCCACGGUGGCUCGCAUUCAUCAAUCAGAUCCAAAACCCGUUGGCAUUGCAGAAAACCGUCGACCGAUGCCUGGGGUUCAUCGUCUGGGACUUCGACACCAAACUGUCGUACGCGAAGCUUAUCUUCGUGGUAAUCAUGUACAUCUACUUGGUCGUAUGCUGCGUCUGUGCCCUAUUUCUGGUCAACCCAGCGGACGUUCAUCCUGAUUACUACCUUAAGAUGUGGUUUUUCAUAGGAGCUGGUGCCUCUUGCUCAUUGCCCUGGAUUGCCCUGCUGCCGGCUCGCCGUCACUUCGCAACGAUUCACGAAUUUCUCACCGACCAGUACCGCCUCGAUCCGUACCAUCCUCUGCGUUAUCGAUCUCGACCGGUCAUUUUCCUGUGCUCCGUAUUCUUCUUCUCGAUUAACACCAGUAUCUCCGUCUUCUGGUGUAUUCUUCUGCAAGGCAGUUGUCCUAUUACGUUCGCAUUCCGUUACCCAGGCGUCGAGCCUGCUUCUUCACUUGUAUAUCUCGUCGAGUGUUUCCAUCUUGGGAUGACGGCCAAUGGGACAAUGGUGACGACUCUUACGACCCUAUUAAGCUUCAUUGUGGAGUUCGAUGUCCUUGGAGUUGAAUUGCGUGAGUCAUUCAGUACAAUGGACGUGGAUGUGAUACGCCGUAGUGUUGAACGUCAUCAGCAAUUGCUAGAACUGGUUAACUUAUUCCGCGCCAAGAUCAAGCCUUACUUCCUGAUUGCGAUGGGGUUGUACUUGUUUCUGGUGACCUUCUCGUGUUUCCUGCUGGUGGUUCAGCUUCGCGAAGGCGACUUCCAAGCCUUGCGAUUCAACGUGUUCAACGCAGCCAUCUCGAUCGUGACUAUUAUAAUGUUUGGCGUUAUCUGCGAUAUGGUGGAGGAUCGGGUCCGACGGAUUGGCGAUCAGGUGUACGAGUCUGAGUGGCCGUUGAAGCUAGUCUACGAUCAGGGACGUGGCGAUGUCUAUCGAUUGCAGAAGAGCAGUCUGAUGAUGGUUAUUGCCCGUUCGCAGAAGAAGGUCGGGUUCACCUGUGGAGACAUCUACCAGAUGUCGACGAUUACCAGUAUGCAGGUGUUGAAGCUGUGCUACACGGCGUUCACGAUGCUGUGGAAUGCUACCAACGAAUGAGGACUCUGCAGAUGUUACCAGUUGAUCGUAUUCUUGCUUAGUGUAGAUCGAAAGAUGCAAAUAAAGUUUUUUUGUGUCUAUCCACA
Aedes aegypti (yellow fever mosquito) is the source of this 1299-nucleotide messenger RNA. RefSeq lists its product as uncharacterized. The coding region runs from base 26 to 1213 and encodes 395 amino acids. The record is from RefSeq and is a predicted model, not a curated record. Gene Ontology annotation, cellular component: plasma membrane. Gene Ontology annotation, molecular function: odorant binding; olfactory receptor activity. NCBI's taxonomy places the organism in Eukaryota, Metazoa, Arthropoda, Insecta, Diptera, Culicidae. Gene Ontology annotation, biological process: detection of chemical stimulus involved in sensory perception of smell; sensory perception of smell. The transcript is spliced from 2 exons.